Nilaparvata lugens (brown planthopper) is the source of this 1945-nucleotide messenger RNA. RefSeq names its product large subunit GTPase 1 homolog (gene Ns3). Gene Ontology annotation, molecular function: GTP binding; GTPase activity. Gene Ontology annotation, cellular component: cytosol. Lineage: Eukaryota; Metazoa; Arthropoda; Insecta; Hemiptera; Delphacidae. The record is from RefSeq and is a predicted model, not a curated record. Gene Ontology annotation, biological process: ribosomal subunit export from nucleus.
CAUACGCAGCCGAAUGAGGAUCCGCACAAACGAAAACGCUCCUUAAGAUUGACACAAGAAAUUAACAUAACCUAAACAAAAACUUCAAGUGCUGAAGACGAGCAUGUUACUUUAAUAGAACAGAACAGGAUAUUUUAUUAUUAACUUUAGCUGAUCUAAGCUAAAAAUUAAGAAGAGUUAUUUGUAAACUGUAUCAUAAUCCAUAAUCUUAUAAUUCCAAUAUGGGCAAGAAAGGUAAAUCAAAUGUUUUAGGAAGGGCGCUUAUAAAAGACAAACUUCACUCUUCGCGUGGAAAAAAAUCAACCGAUUCGAUUUUGCAUACUGCUGAACUUGGAGAUGGCUAUGACUGGGCUUGCCUCAACGUUAAAUCCGUCACUGAGGAAGACUCACUUCAGGAGUUCUUGUCUACAGCCGAGUUGGCAGGAACUGAGUUUCAGGCUGAAAAGCUCAACAUAAAAUUUGUCAAUCCGAAAUGUGGAGUGGGACUUCUUUCCAAAGAUGAAAAGGAGAACAUGAAAAAGCUUCAACAGCAAAAGAAAAAGCUAUUGAAGAUUCCUAGAAGACCUGAGUGGAAUUCUGCUACUGCACCAGAAGAGCUGCAUCUUAAAGAACGAGAAUCAUUCCUGGAAUGGAGGCGAAGUCUUGCUAUGCUGCAGGAAGACGACGGUCUGAUCAUCACUCCAUACGAAAAGAAUCUCGACUUUUGGCGUCAACUGUGGAGGGUUGUUGAAAGGAGCGACAUUGUAGUUCAGAUAUUAGAUGCCAGGAAUCCUCUUCUAUUUCGGUGCCAAGAUCUUGAAAAGUAUGUGAAGGAAGUCAGCAAGAAGAAAGAAAAUGUGCUGCUUCUCAACAAGUCUGACUUCCUGACCAAACGACAACGUCAAAUUUGGGCCAGUCACUUCGACAGGGAAGGCACAAAAGUUGCCUUUUUCUCAGCUAAACAGACAACAGAAGCCAAUGAAUUGGGCACAAUUGAUGAAGAAAGUGAAAGCAAAUCAGCUGUAAACGAAGAGACAUUGGAUGCGAGCGAAGAGGAAGAAUGUAUAGGCCUAAGUGGUGGUGAUGGGCUGGAAAGUGAUGACGACGAUUAUGAAACCGAAUCAGAGAGUGAAAUUGAUGAAGAGGAGGCACAAAAAUUCAUAGAUAGAGAAAAAAAUUCGCCAAAUUUAUUGGGUCGAGAAGAGCUGAUAGCAUUUUUAAGGAAGCUGAUGCCACCUUUGACAGAUGAAGAACAUUCAGUGCCCACAGUUGGCCUAGUUGGAUAUCCAAACGUAGGCAAGAGCUCCACCAUUAAUGCGCUUCUGCAGGACAAGAAGACGUCCGUGUCUGCAACUCCAGGCAAAACAAAACAUUUCCAGACUCUGUUUGUGGACUCGGAUCUGAUGCUGUGCGAUUGUCCAGGCCUGGUGAUGCCAAGCUUUGUCUACACCAAGGCCGAUCUCAUAGUGAACGGCAUCCUGCCGAUCGACCAGAUGAGAGACCACGUGCCGGCGGUCAACCUGGUCUGCAGUCUGCUGGGGCGACCGGUGCUCGAGCACAAGUACGGCAUCAUGGUGGCGCGGCCAGGCGACGGCGACGACCCCCAUCGACCGCCCACCUCCGAGGAGCUCCUCAAUGCCUAUGCCUAUUCUAGGGGAUUUAUGACUCAGAACGGGCAGCCAGACAACCCCCGAUCAUCGAGAUACAUAUUGAAGGAUUUCGUGAAUGGACAACUGCUGUUCUGCCACGCCCCCCCGGGAGUGCCCCAGGCCGACUACCACACGCCAACAUUCACCACUAAGCCCAAGAGGCUCACUCCAGCCCAGCCAACCAGGCAAGCCGAGCUUGCUAGUAAACCUAUCAAGAAAAUUUCAACGGAAUGUUUAGACAAACAGUUUUUUAAACAGAUGUCAGUUGGAUAUCACUCAAAAGGAACUAAAAUGAUACCGUCAAACACAGAGAAUAA